UUAUUUUGAAAAUCACUUCCAUGUUUGCAAACUAUAAUUCUUGCUCCUCUGUGAAAGGCAAUGAUUUGGAUGAGCCAGAAAAUAUCCUUUUCUAUUCAAGAGAGCCUAACUUCAAAGGGAAACAAAAUUCUUAUGAAUUUAAUGCUGAUAACUUGAUGCAUCCACAAGAUUUACAAAGCGAAUCUGAUAUAAAUUGGGAUGAGGCGUAUCACUCUCAGGACUCUUCAGGAAGUAACUCUAGGUCUUCAUUUGAGGCUUCUUGCGAAGACCUAAUAUAUAAUGCAGGAGGAGGCGAUGGAGAAGCUCAGCCAGCUCCUAGCCAAAAACUUUCUGUUUUGAAGAAGAACUCAGCCAGAGAGAUGAAAUGCAAAGGACUCUUUGAAGCUUUGGCCGACUCUAUGGAAAUUCUUAUUGAAUUUUACUACAAGCUCACAGGAAUUCUUGUUUCCUCCUUCAAAGAAGAUCUUCUGAACUCUUUUGCUGAACUUGAAGCAAAAGAUAAAAAUUUCAAGAAGAUCUUUAAGAAAAAAUUUAAUCCAAAAUAAGACAAGAAAAUGGGAAGACAAAGAUGCUAUUACAAAGAGCAUCGGGUCUUUUAUCAAAAAGUUCCCUAUUCUCCUGGUGGACAUGGAGGGAUACUUUCCUAAAAGAAACCAUAGUAACAGAAGUGACAAUGACUUCUUUGUAGCCUAUCUAAAGGUAUUCAUGCUCGAGUUUAUCCCAAUCUUUCUUGUUGAGAAGAGAAAAUUCGAGGAAGGUUUUGAUUCAUUGAUCCCUCACUCUCAAGAAAUGAUGGUGAAACUCUUCCUCGAAUUUAUUGUAAUAAGAUACCCAUCGAAGAGAGUUGAGUUCAUCCUGGAUUACUUUUACGAUAAUAAUUAUAUUGAUGAACAAGCCAAAGAAGACUUACUUUCACAAAAAGAGAUUAAGCCAUGCCAGAAUGUAAGACAGUUCAUUAAGUUCUCUGAGAGAAAUCAAUGCUUGAGACUGCUCAGAAGAAAAUCAAACUCUUUGUUUAACAAUAUCUGUUUGACAGAGAAGCAAAAGGGGAAGAUUCAUGAGCUCUUCUUAGUGUCUCUAGAUUAAGUCUAGGAACCUGUUGGAGCGCAUGUUGCCUUCUCUUUUGCAAGAUUCAUAAAAUUUACCUUACUGUAACA
Messenger RNA from Moneuplotes crassus, 1157 nucleotides. The record is from the annotation of a GenBank genome assembly. NCBI's taxonomy places the organism in Eukaryota, Ciliophora, Spirotrichea, Euplotida, Euplotidae.